Molecule: messenger RNA, 1787 nt
Organism: Nothobranchius furzeri (turquoise killifish)
Lineage: Eukaryota; Metazoa; Chordata; Actinopteri; Cyprinodontiformes; Nothobranchiidae
Product: keratin, type I cytoskeletal 18
Cellular component (GO): cytoskeleton
Molecular function (GO): structural molecule activity
Source: RefSeq, a predicted model, not a curated record
UCGUGUGCAUCUCUCCUAUCCAACAUGUCUCGGCCGACCAGCAGCGCUUCUGUUUAUGGCGGAGCCGGAGGAAGGGGCGCAAAGGCGUCCGUUUCCACUCCGGAGGGUCUGCGCAACCUGCUGCUGCCGGAGAGAGACUCCGCGCCCGCGUCCAGACAAUCCGAGCCGCCCUCUCGGUCUCCUGCGCCGCGCAACUCCUCCGCCGCCCCCGGGGACGACAAGCAGACUCUGCGCGAUCUGAAUGACCGGCUGUCCAACUACAUGGACACAGUGAGACAGCUGCAGGAGGACAACCAGGAGGUCCAGAAGAAGAUCGAUGACAUUCUGGCCAAAAGGAAAACCCCCAAGGGGCGCGACUGGGACAAGAUCCAUGAACCUCUGGAUGAGCUGGAGAAGAAGAUCAACGACCUGGCCCUGGACAAUGCCAAGCUGCUGCUGGAAAUCGACAGCUGCAGACUCUCCAACGAUGACUUUGACAACAGGCAGGAUGACGAGAUAAAGGCCAGGAAGGAGCUGGAAAAAGACCUGGAAAAGCUGAACAAUGUCAUUGAUGACAUCAGAACCAACAAAGCUCAGGUGCAGGUGGAGCUCGACCUGGUGAAGCAAGAUAUUGAGUUGCUGAAGAUGGAACACCAGGAUAGAGUGAUGGAUCUGCUGGAACAGAUCAAGGAUUCAGAGGUCAAGGUGGAGAUCAAGUCCUCCAACUCCAACCUGGCUGACGUCAUCAAAAACAUCAGAGUCCAGUAUGAAAUGGCAGCUGAGAGGAACCUGAAGGAGAUGAAUGAUUGGUACACGAGCAAGUUUGAGGACAUCAAGGUGGAGGUGGCCCAAACCAACCAGGCCUGUGAGACUGGGAAGUCACAGCUGAAGGAGCUGCAGAAGGAGAGGAAAACUGUGGAAAUUCAGAUUCAGACGAGCCAAACCACCAUCCUGUCUUUGGAAGGUGCGGUGAGGGGAACUAAGGACGAGUACAAGAGGCGCCUGGACCCUCUCUACAGGCACAUCAUAAAGCUGGAGGCAGAGCUGAUGGAUCUGAGGGGCCAGGUGGAGCAGCAGGGGGAGAAGAACGACAGGCUGCUGAACGUCACCAUGAAGCUGGAGAAAGAAAUCAACGACUACAAAGAGCUCCUUUAUGGCUGCACUGCUGACCCUGAGAGCAGCUCCGGGUUUGCUUUAGAGGAUGGCCUGCAGCCUGGUCAGCAACAGCCUAACUUACAGAAAUCACCCAAAGAGGAGCCGAAGGCUGAGAGAAAGCCAGGAAGUGCUGGUGUAAACAAAUCCACGGCCCGUAAAGACCCUGGUGAAAGCUCUAAAACUGAAGAAGUGGUGGUUUGUUCAGGAAAUCCCAAAGAAUGAAGCACAUCCACAGAAAAUCCUCUUCUUAUGCGUGGAAAGCUUGAGAUGGGAAAGUUUUUCUCUGCCCUUAUCUUGUCUGUUUAAAACUAUCAUUGGUGUCAAAUCUGCAAAGUCUCUGAGGUUGAAGUUUAUUUUCACUGAUCUGGAUCAAAUAAAGGUUUCAAAGGGAAUCUGGACUCGUUUUUAUUUGUUUUAUUUGUGUUUUAUGCAACAUGUAGUAACCAUAAAGCAGGUUCUGCUGGCCUCAAAGUCAAAAAUGUUAUCGAAUUUUUCAGAAUUGAAUCACAAUGUAUGUCUAUAACCUGUUCAUCAGCAAAACACCAGAAAUUAAAAAACAAAAAAACAGGACAAAGUCAUGCGGUUAGAAGCAUCAUAGAAAGCAAGGUGUAAAGAUGAAUUAACAAUAUCAAAAAUUAAAGAUAAACUAUUGA